Molecule: messenger RNA, 1249 nt
Organism: Panicum hallii
Lineage: Eukaryota; Viridiplantae; Streptophyta; Magnoliopsida; Poales; Poaceae
Exons: 7
Coding region: 272-817 (181 amino acids)
Source: RefSeq, a predicted model, not a curated record
UGCUUGCUGGUUUUCCGACCAACGGCAGCUCACCUCGACGCCACGCUCGCCGCCUCCCGCGCCGGACUUGCGCCACUUUCCUACGCUUGCUGAUUUCCGCCGACCAAAUACCUCGGGCGGUGACUUCAACGCUGACGGCCCCUGUGACGGUUCGAGGGGACUUCAUCAGGCGACCGGUAUCCUCAACCCGGCGGCCGGCGGCUUCUACUCAGUAGCGCUAGCGUUCCGCUCUUCUGGGUAUUAGGCUAUUGGCAGUCGCUGUUUGGUGCCGAUGAGCAAGAAGAGGAUGUCCCUGAAACCAGCCAAGUCGUUGAGAGAUGCUGAAGAAGUACAAACUUCAGAUUACAUUGCAGGAGACGUUCUUGAUGACCUACUGUCGAAACUUGUCAGGAGUGUGGAGGUUGCAAAGGCGUCUAGGGGAGGUUUACCAGAAAAGAUAUGGAUGAAGAAACAAUUUGCUAUCGGGGUCAAUGACGUGACAAGGGUUCUCGAGCGAAUGCCUCCGGCUGCUGCCACUAAUUCUACUCAUAGUUCUACUGAAGCGCAAACUGUCUCAGGUCGGCGUAGAGCUCCUUUGGUGCCGCUGCAGGCUGUCCUUAUAGCUGCUGAUUGCAAUCCCAAGUCAUUAACAAAACAUAUACCGACCCUGGCAUCUACAAGGCAGGUUCCGGUACUGUGCAUCAAGGACAACAAAGGAGGCUCAGUGAGGUUGGGUCAUGUGGUGAAUAUCAGAACAGCACUUGCCAUUGGAGUAAAGGCUGGAGACAGCGUAGUCAACAAGACUAUCGACGAGGUGCUAGAGUGUAGUAAGCAAUGAACCAUAAAUUCUCUCUGGGAGCAGCAAAAUGAUGGACAAAAAAGUUUGAACUCCUCGGCGUGCAACAGUUCCAGAGCAUAUGAGAGAUGGGGUUAACAUCGACAUAAAGAGAAGAAAUUUUAGAAGGGGAUAAACGAUUCUACCAGAUCGUAUGGCAAUAUCAAUCUUCUUACACCGAUACUCGGAGAACCUUUUCUACCAAUACUCAUGGGCAAUAGGCCAGGUUAGUUUGUUAGGUUCGUACAACUCUGUUUGGAUGGAUCGCAAAGAUAUUUGUGUAUAGCAUGCCCAUUGUGAUCUUAGAUUGUCGCCUAUGUUCUUCUCUGUAACCAACAGUAGUUGAUGUAAAAGUAAUGUUGGCAUCAUUGUAAGUUUGAAUGUUUAAUGUGUCAAGUUCUUGAGACACCACACCACAGCACUUGAGACACCACA